GUUGCAUGAUUUGCGUAGGCCUUGUUAACUUUUGGGGGGCGGGGGAGCGCGGGGGGGGUUUUGUUUAGAUAGAUGUAGAUGGUGAAGGGCUGGUGGGUAUACAAUAUUGCUUGAGGUAGGUAAUAGGCAAUAGAGAGAGAGCGACUGAUUGCAUGUUGUUGGUGUUGGAUGUUUGUUAUAUCUCGGAGGCGAGGAGUGCAGAAUCCAUAUAUGAUUGGUUUAGGUUACUUCUGCGUCUCUCGGGGAAGUCUUGCUGAGAAAGAUUAGGGAAUUAUAAAAUGAAAUGGAGUGUACUUUUGUAUCUCAGUGGGCAUUUUUAUGAAUUCACUUACUUUAUAUAUGGCAUCUGUCUUUGGUUGGUUGGUGGUUUGGCUGAGUUGGUCGGUUGGUUACUUGGUCGUUUAGGUAAGGUUUGUGAUUCUGGGGCUAUAUAUAUAUAUAUAUAUAUAAGUGUGUGUGUGUGGGUGCGUAUAGAUAGAUAUGUAAAUAGGUGGAUAGAUGAAUUGUGGUACUGUGUAUGUGAUGAGAUGAGAUUCAUACUUCUGGUAUGUCAUAGCUGGAUAUGUGUAUGGGAAGAUGGGGGAAAGACCGAAGGCAAGGGAAGGGAAGGGAUGGACGAGAUAUGGUGGAUCUAAAGUCGACGUCCCCCAUUUCUCUCUAGAUGUUCAAUUAUGUAUUUCUGUACGAGGGAAUGAUCUUAUUGUUCAGUCCGUCUUUCGGAUGGAGGAAAGAAGUCUUGUGUGAAUAGCUUCAUAGCCUACCUACCUUGUGCUAGGGUUGGUUGGAUGGGUAGCUGGGUGUAUGUGGAAUUCCUAGCCUGGUACGCCCCGUAUAUCUUCCGGGAGACUUUGUCCGUGGAAAAGUUGGCGUAUUGGAUGAGCCCUGGCAUUGAAUACUAAUAAUAAUAGCAAUAAUAGUAGUAGUAUUUGAUGAGACCAAGAGAACGAACGCAUAGGCUAGCUAGCUCUUCUCUUUGAGCAAGUAAGUGAGUGAGUGAGUGUCUGGCCCAUGGUCUAAGAUGGGGCAUAUUGUGUACGAAGAGUGCUGGAUGUGUGCUGAUCUGAUUUGAGAAAGAGCGAAGGGGGGUGGUGAGGGGUGCUGUGAGAGACGGGCUU
Messenger RNA from Xylaria bambusicola, 1115 nucleotides. RefSeq lists its product as uncharacterized. Bases 279 to 635 code for a protein of 118 amino acids. The transcript has a single exon. Lineage: Eukaryota; Fungi; Ascomycota; Sordariomycetes; Xylariales; Xylariaceae. The record is from RefSeq and is a predicted model, not a curated record.